Kwoniella shivajii is the source of this 2112-nucleotide messenger RNA. RefSeq lists its product as uncharacterized. The record is from RefSeq and is a predicted model, not a curated record. Gene Ontology annotation, cellular component: catalytic step 2 spliceosome. The coding region runs from base 1 to 2112 and encodes 703 amino acids. The transcript is spliced from 4 exons. Lineage: Eukaryota; Fungi; Basidiomycota; Tremellomycetes; Tremellales; Cryptococcaceae.
AUGUCGGGAGAAUCAAGUAACGCUCUGGUUCUUCGAACAGGUCCUGCCCCGAAAAUCAUUUCUGGACCCAAAACAGGACAACAAUCAUUAUAUCAACAACAUGUCCUAGAUGAAGACACAUACACCGACGCUUUAUCCCAUAUUAUCAGCAGAGACUUUUUCCCCAAUCUUCCCCACUUGCACGCUACGAAUGACUAUCUGACAGCCUUGACGGAAAAUGAUCCCGAGUUACUUUCGUCCUCUAUUCGCAAGUUGGCCCAUUUGGCUCAAGAGAAAGACGCUGGUAGGACUCCAGUUGGCGGUAGACGAAGCUUAGAUGAUAUCGAUGUUGAAAGAGCCAGAAGAACUGAAUUCGCGAUGACUGGAACACCAUAUAUCUCAAUGCCCGGAGCAAGAGGUGGAACCACUAAAACCCCCAUCGGUGCAAGAGGAUGGGAAACUCCGAACACGAUCGGCGAAAGCUCGAGAUCAGCCAGGAGAAGAUAUGAAGAUUACGACGAAUUGGAUGGCUGCGGUAUUAGCAAUAAGAUACCGGAAUCUGGAUCUAAACCUAUCAAAAGACAAAGACAACGUAUGAUAAGAGACGACCUGUCUUUGGACGCUUUCCAAAGAAACUACACUUCGGAAGACAACGCAUCAUUUGUUCAAAUAGUAGAAGAGGAGAAUAAGAAAAGGAGAGAAGAAAGAUGGGGGUGGGCAUGGGAAGCUGAAAAGAAAGCCAAUCAAAGGAGAAUAGAAGGUGAAGAAAAAAGAAAGAUGAUCUUGCACGCUGCCACAACUGGUCAAUGGAGAGUCAACGGCGAGGGGGUGAGAUUAAUUGGUGGAUUGGCAGAAGGUGGAAGAGACAGGAAUGAUGGUGAAGCUUGGCAGAGUACCAAGCUGUUAGACGGCACCCAAAAUCUGAUCUCAGCGGAAGGCCCCGGAGGGGAGGAUGACAAGAGCAGUGGUGCUCUUGUGUCUCAUUUGUCUGGAUCGUCUUCGACAGCACUGAUCAAGACUGGUGAAAUUCAUUCGGAAUCUCAUUCGAAAUUAGCAGGAAUAGCACUCCCACCAAAACACCCACUUACACAAGCUUUGACCCAAGCGGGUCUUCCAGCGACCGCCAUAAUAUCCACAGAAGAUGGACAGAUUGUGCCUCAUCGCGAGGGGGCUUCUGGAACUGAUGAUGGAAGAGGAAGGGGAGACGAGGAAAAGGCUUUGAGAUUGAGAGUCGAGGCUGCGGUCAUGGGUGACGGAGAUAGAGCAACAGUCUCCUUAGGAGGUAGCGGUGCAGAUCAAUGGGGAUAUAAGACUAGGAACAACCUGAUGUUUCCCGCCGAUUCCAACUCAGCACCGUAUCCUAAACCCCGUUCCGAGAAUACCGAACCAGUUGCCAAUCCGCCUUCUAUUUCUCACGCUAAUACAAGAUUACCUGAAGAGGAAGAAGUCAGACCUGGUAGAGGUGCAGGAAGUAGUAGAAGAGGUAGCAGUCCUGCCAGAAGCUGGGUUGAUGCGGCUGUGAAAGGGACUCCUUAUCACCGCGAACCUUCAAUGCCAACGAUUAACAACUACCCAUUACUUCCCAAUGAUCCAUCACCUUCUCCACAAGAUCUGCCUUCUCUGUUGACCUGGGGAACUUUGCUUUCCACUCCGCGAGCACUUGACGGCAAUGAUGAUCCUUUAGAUACGUCAAAAUCAUUCCGACUGCCAGAGAAUAAAAGACGCGAUGAAAUUGGAAGAAAAUUAGCUGAUAAGGCAAGUCGGUCCAUAUCAGAAAGAGCAAAAUCUUUCACGCCCCAACGUAGUGGAUCCACGUUAUCGACCACCCUUCGAGCUGCUGCAGACAGAUCACGCCGCGCAGAAAAAACACCUUACAAUGGGAAGGGGAAAAUGCUACCUCCUUCGUCAACGAUGACACCGAGAAGGCAGGCGGAUAAUCUCACUCCGGCAGCGAGAAACCUACUAGAAAGAAGUGUAGGUAGAUCACCACUGAUUCAUUCAGGUUCUUCCUUUGGUCGUGCAGGAGGAUUAUCGACUAGUGGGAGGAAUAGAGGAGCCGUGAUGGAGAACAAGUCUGGAUGGGGUGGCAAAACCGAAAGAAGAAUGACCUGGACGCCAAGUCCGAAGAAAUGA